ACUUGACAAUCUAUAACUAGAAAUAACCAUGAAAUUCAUCGUCGCUUUCUUGGCUGUACUUGCCGUUGGCUCCGUAAGUGCUAACCCACUCGUGCAAUUGGACGGUGUUGUUAACGGUCUGGGAUGCAACUUUAAAGGCAUCAUUAACGUUCUUUCAUGCGCAAUCAAGCAACUGGUCGGAACCGUUGCUCAAAUCUUGGAACAAUUAGUUUGUGCAGUCACUAAAGCUUUGAACGGCAUUGUUGCUCAAAUUAACUGCCUUACUGUACUCGAUGGAUGCGGUCUUACCGGUGUUGUUACUGGUCUUAUCGGAACUAUUGGAUGUACUCUCAACGAUGUAAUCCAACAAGUUCAAUGCAUCCUUGGAGAUGUCACCGGCAAUCUUGAUGAACUUCUUUGUUCGCUCGAGGUUCUACUCAACACCCUCCUUUGCGCCGUCCAAGAUCUCCUUCAAACUGUCGUUGCAGCCGUUGCCGAACUCCUCUGCAAAGUCAGCAAAGCCAUUGAUGAAGCUUUGGCUCAACUCCAAUUUGCUAUCAAGGCAGUUGUCCAAGUUAUUAACGACACCCUGAAGUGUCUUCUCGAACAGCUCCAAAACAGCCCACUCGGUUGCGCUCUGGACGGACUUCUGGGACAAGUUUCCAUUAUUGUCGGAGAUCUUUUAUGCGAAGUAGCUAAACUUGCUGAUGGUCUCGUUGCUAACGUACGAGUAGUUCUACGCAAACUAAACAUUGAAUUGCAAAAAAUUCUUUGCCAUCUUCAGGCGGCAUUGGGCAACCUGGGGCUCGAAUGCCCAUGCUAAAUUGAUGAGUUGUAGACUUCUCGUCUCGAUGACCGACCGAACUUAAUCGAACGUGAACGUGAAAUUAGCUUUUAAGUUAGAAAAUAAUAAAAUUGCAAGAACGAAAA
Messenger RNA from Bradysia coprophila, 909 nucleotides. RefSeq lists its product as uncharacterized. Lineage: Eukaryota; Metazoa; Arthropoda; Insecta; Diptera; Sciaridae. The record is from RefSeq and is a predicted model, not a curated record.